UCUGAUGGUGUAAACUGCAAUCCACAAACACAAACUCCCUUAGGCAACACUGUUCUUCUCAAACUUAUAUUGGUAAUUAUCAUGUGCUAAAAUAGAAUUACUCUUCCCGCUGAAAGCACCAUCCACUCUUCUCUCGAUUAUAACUCUUCUGUCUCCUGACACGCUCAAACUCAACAUAAAUAUUGUGUUCCUGUGAUCGGCUUCAACUCUCUUUAAAAUGUCCGAAACACCUGCUACACAACAUGUCAAAACUCGCAUUCUCAUCAUAUCCGACACGCAUGGGUCGAAACCAAAGCCCAAAAACAAAGGUGGACCCAGCACUGAUGAUGAGCUCAACGAAAAGGAUGUCACGCGUGUGACGACAGGUUGGAGAGAGCCUCUACCAGAGGCGGAUGUUGCUAUUCAUUGCGGAGACCUCACGAAGCGAACUACAAUUCCUGAAUUUGAAAAUACCUUCUCUGUGUUACGGUCUAUCAAUGCCCCUCUCAAGCUGGUCAUUGCAGGCAACCAUGACAUGGCGCUUCAUGAUGAUUAUUGGCUCAAUGAGUUUGGUGGUCCAGCGGACACGCUCGAUGAGGUCAAGACCAUUCUUCAGAAGGCUGAGAAAGAUGGUGUUCGGUACCUGAAUGAGGGCGUUCAUGUGUUCACCUUGCAAAAUGGCGCUCUGUUGAAAGUAUAUGCGAGUCCGUGGACCCCUUCCUAUGGUGGCUGGGCAUUUCAAUAUGACAAUGGGCACGACUUCAACAUUCCCAAGGAAACCGAUGUGGCCAUUACUCACGGUCCUCCGCAAGGUAUCUGCGACUUUGCAGGCAUGACUGGGUCCCACGCUGGCUGUCCCGACCUCCGUGCCGCCGUCGCCCGUGCCAAACCCAAGAUCCAUUGCUUCGGCCAUAUCCAUGAAGCUUGGGGGACGCAUUAUGUGACAUGGAAAGGCAAUGGCAUUGAUGAGGAACUUUCAAGAAAAGUCGGGCUCAAGGGGCUACGGCCGAAUCGCGUGACGCAGAACGAGGAAGAGGCCAAUGCAACGAGGGUGAAGCUCAUUGAGAUGAGCAAGCAAAGAGCUGCACAUCUGGACCUCACUCACGGUGACAGUCGCGUGGUUCAAGGGAAACAAACCUCGUUUGUCAACGCAGCGAUUAUGGAUAUCAGAUACAGACCUAUAAGUCACGAGACCGGGAACCGGCCACCCCGGGAACCGGCCACCCCGCUUUUGGCCUCAACAACAUAA
This is a messenger RNA of Fusarium odoratissimum NRRL 54006, 1228 nucleotides long. RefSeq lists its product as uncharacterized. Gene Ontology annotation, molecular function: hydrolase activity. The record is from RefSeq and is a predicted model, not a curated record. The transcript has a single exon. Bases 218 to 1228 code for a protein of 336 amino acids. Lineage: Eukaryota; Fungi; Ascomycota; Sordariomycetes; Hypocreales; Nectriaceae.